Molecule: messenger RNA, 6867 nt
Organism: Petromyzon marinus (sea lamprey)
Lineage: Eukaryota; Metazoa; Chordata; Hyperoartia; Petromyzontiformes; Petromyzontidae
Source: RefSeq, a predicted model, not a curated record
CCGCUCCCCCACACCGCGCGCACGCCCUCGCUCGCUCGCCUCGACCAAUCAGAAGAGGCCGCUGCUGCGCUCCCCCCGCCCCCCCCCGUUACCACGGUAACCGUUGCCCUGGUCGCGCGCCGCCGUUGCUAGAGACGCGGCGCUCACGACGAAGAUGGCGACGAUGGAUGAGGAGAUGGAGGAGGAGGUGGAGGAGGUGGGCGCGGGGUUCCUUGAGGUGAAAUGGACGCGGGGCUUCCCUGCCGACGGCUCCGUGGCCUUCGCGGACGCCGCCACGCUGUGCUACGCGAGCGGCGACUUCAUCAAAUUCGCUCCCUACCACGGCGCCGGCGGCGUAGACGACGACCCCACGGGGCCCGAGGCAGGGGGCCGCGAGCGUCACCUGCGGUGCCCCGGGGCCGGCGUGGCCGCCCUGGCCGUGAGCGCGCCGCAGGGCCUGCUGGCCUUCGCCGACAGGCCGCGGCCCGACCCCACCGUCCACGUCCUCACGCAGGCGGGCGGGGUUCGCCGGGCGCGGCUGCGCGGCGCGGCUCGCCUCGAGGUGUCGGCGCUGGCGCUGAGCGACGCGGGGCCCUACCUGGCCGCGUGGGCCGCGGCUCCCGACCUCUCGCUCUCGCUGUGGGACUGGCAGCAGGAGAAGCUGCUCUGCCGCUACCAGGCCGAGCAGCGGCGGUGGCCCCACGGGACGCACUUCCUCUCCGUCACGGCCCUGUCAUUCUGCCCGGGCGGAUGGCAGCAGCUGUGCACGGUCGGUGACGACCACGUGUGCGUGUGGAGCGUGGAGCGCAGCGACUCGGUGUACCGGCUCAGCCCGCGGAGGGCGCGGCUCCCCGCCGACGACGACGACGGCUCUCGCCCCGUCGACUCCGAUCCGCCGAGCGAACGCGGCGGCGGCGGUGGCCUCUUCGGGCCGCGGCUGCCGGCCUGGGCCCGUGCCGGCCUGGUGGGGCCCGCGACUCGCGACUUCGUGCCCGAGGCGGAGAGGCGAGCCGCGGCGCGGCCCGUGUCGCACUGCUGGGCGCGCGACGGGGACCGCCUCUUCGUGGGCUGCGCGGGGGGGCAGCUGCUGUGCGUGGAGGCGGACGCGGGCGGCUCGGCGGGCGCCGAGCUUGCGCCGCGGCCGGUGGCGCGCCUGGGGCCGGGCCGCGCCGCCGCGCUGGCCGCGAGCCGGGACGCGGUGUACGCGGGCGGCGCCGACGGGGCCCUGCGCCGCGUCCGCGUGGCCCGCGUGGCCGGCGACGCGAGCGUCGUCGACGAGUGCUGGGCGAGCGAGCGGCCCAUCCUCGGCCUGGCCUUCUCGCCCGACCUGCGGGCGCUGGCCAUCUCCACGGCCCGCGGCUCCGUGCAUGUCUACCGGCCUCCGGAGGCGACCCCCGCGGCGUCCGCCGGGGCGACCCCCGCGGCCGCCGCGGUGUCUGCCGCGGUGGACGCGGGCGGCGCGGCGCCGUUCGCGUGCGCGGCCGUGGCGGCCCCCGACGGCGCCGUGUGCGUCUCCGCGCGAGAGGACGGCGCCGUGCAGCUGUGGGCCGCCGCCUCGGGGCGCCUCCUGGGCGGACUGGCCCUGGGCGAGGCGCCGUGCGCGCUCGCGUGCCCCGCGUCGUCACGCUGCGCCGCGCUGGGCACCGCGUCGGGCCGCCUGUGCGUGGUGGACGCGCGCCGCCCGGAGCGGCCGCGCCUCGUCCUGCGGGAGAGGUUGACGCGGGCGCCGCUCGACGUCCUGCGCUGCGACGAGGCCGGGCGGCUGCUGGUGGCCGCGGCCUCGUCGGAGGGCCGCGCGUUCGUGGUGGACGCGAGGCCGUCGCGCCGCUUCGCCGUGCUCGGCUUCGUGGAGGAUGAAGAGGAGGAAGAGGAGGAGGCGACGCGGCGUCGCGUGCUGGACGCCAGCGUCGUGCGGAGCGGGGAGGACGCGCGGCUCCUCCUGCUGCUGGGCCACGAGGGGGCCGCUGGCGGCGACCGUCUGGCGGUGUUCCACCUCCCCGGAGCACUCGGGGGGGACAGCGCGAACCCUCGCGGCGACCUCAGCAAGGAGGCGACGCGGCCGCGGCGCUACGAGCUCGCGUUCCCGGCCACCGCGGCCGCGCUGGGCCGCGACGGCCGCUCGGUCUUCGUCUACUGUGGCCGCUCCCGCCUCGUCAAGGAGUUCGCCAUCGCGGAGGGGGCCGAGGGGGGGCUUGGAGAGGCGCGGGAGUCGGUGGGGCACGACCUGCCCGACGCGCGGCUCGUCCUGGCGGCUGGGGGCCGGCGUCUUUACUCGGCCUCCUCCGACGGCGUCGUCCGGGCGAGGGCCGUCGGGGGCUGGCGGCGCGGGGUGGCGCAGGCCGCGUGCCACUGCCCCGCGCUGGGCGGGGUCCGCUCCCUGGGCGUUUCGGCCGACGGGAGGACGGUGGUGACCGCCGGGUGGCGGGACGAUGGCGCGCUCGUCUGCCUCGCGUGGAGAGGAGAGCGCGGCGAGGAGGCGGCGCCGGCGCCGGGGAGCCGCGACUGCGCCGAGGAGGACGCUCACCUCGCCUCCGCGGCGGAGCGUGAGCCCCGGCCUGCGUCCCCAGGCGACCGGGCGGCGGGCAAGGAGAAGGCGGACGACGGCAGCGACGAGGCGCACGCGGAGACGCGCCGCGAGCUCCGCGAACGCGCCGCCGAGCUGCGCCGCGAGCUGCGGGAGCUCGCGGCCGAGAACGAGGCGGCGCCCGAGUGCGAGCGCCUGCCGGCCGCCGACUUCCUGCUGGACGUGGAGGCGAUCGGGCGGCUGCGCGAAGACGGGACGCGCGCCGUCGAGGCGCUGCGCGACGCGAUCCGGCGCGAGAACGCCGCCAACGCCGAGCGCCGCGAUGCCCUCCGACGGCAGUGCUGGGACGCCAUGGCCACGAAGGGCCGCUGCCUGCGCGCCUUCCUGUCGGGCGUCGAGGUGUGGAACUUCCCCGUGCCGGAGCGCGGCCCCGACGAGCUGCGGGAGCUGGAGAGGGUGAAGCUCCUGCGGGAGGUGGAGAUGGCGGACCGCCGGAUCCGCAGGGAGCUUCUGGAAGGGCGCGGCGCCGGCACGGACGGGCGCGGGGGGACGGAGGAAGAGGAGCGGGACGAGGAAGACGGUGGUGACGGCGAGGAGGAGGACGAGGAGGAGGAGGAGGACAUCGUGGGCACCCUGAGCGAGGAGCUGGGCGUCAGCUGCCCCUACCUGUACCGCCAGCUGGAGCUGCACUCGCGGGAGCAGCGCGUGAACCAGACGGUGCUGCUCCGGGACGUGGCGCGGCGGCUCCGCGUCGCCUUCAACGCCGACUUCGACUCGGCGCGCCGGCACAAGGAGCAGGAGGCGGCGCGGGCGCGAGACGCCGGGGAGCGCGUCGCCGACCUCCUCGCCGACCUGGCCUCGAUCGGCGCCGCCGCCGUCGCGACGCCGACGAUGCCGACGCUGAGCCCGAGCCGGGACGAGGAGCCCGAGCGAGCGCUGGCGGUGGACGACGCGGAGGUGACGGCGGAGCGCUUCCUCGCCGACGAGCAGAGGGCCGCCGCGGAGGAGCGCGCGCGGGAGGAGGAGCGGGCGCGGCUCGCGGAGCGAGGGGGGGGCGGCGCCGGCGGCACCCGCUCCCGCGCGCUGCGGGACAUGAUGGGCGGGGAGCUGGAGGUCAGGCGCGACGGCGCCGCGGCGCUCCGGCCCCUUCCGCAGCCGCCCGCGUUCGCGAGCCGCCCCGAGUCGGAGUGGACCGAGGAGGAGCGGCGGCAGGCGCGCGACUUCGAGAGGGAAAGCCGCGAGGUGGCCGAGGAGCGCGAGCGCCUCCGCAGGGCGCUCGAGGCCGAGGUCGCCAAGACGCGGGCGGCCGUCCUGGACGGCUGCCGGGCCUUCGACGAGUCUCUGGCGCGACUCGCCGAGCGCAGGGCCCGCACGGAGGCCGCGGUGUGCCAGGAGGAGCUGCGCCUCGCCCUGCUGGGCGCCGCGCUGCUGUUCGAGGAGGAGCUGGAUACGUACCAGCAGGAGCUGCGCCGGCGCCUGGAGGAGAACGCGGCGGCGCGCGAAGAGAGCGACCGGGAGCUGCGCGAGGCGACGGCGCGCGCCGACGCCCUGCGCGAGUCCUACGACGACCUCUGCGCCGAGGACAAGCUGCUGGAGCGCGCCUUCAAGAGGGACCUCGCCGAGAUGGCGCAGGGACCCGCGGCGGACGCCCUCGCCCGCCUCUACAAGCGCCGGCCGCGGGCCCAGAAGCUGCGCGCGCAAACCGACGCGGCGGAGGCCGACGGGGAGGGCGACCGGGACGAGCCGGACCCGGCGACGGAGAACGUCCCCGAGGGCGUGGAGCCGCCGGCGUGGGAGCGCUUCUGCCGGGCGCGGGGCCUCAAGGCGCGCGGCGAGCUGGCACUGCGCCGCAGGGCGCUCGCCGCGGCCGAGGCGGACGCGUUCGCUCGGCGGAUCGCCGACGAGCGCGAGGAGCUGCGGGCCGAGGCGGAGCGGCUGGCGGCGGGGCUGGACGAGGCGCGCGAGGAGGCGGCGCGCCAGCAGCUCGACGCGACGCUGCUCGUGCUGCUCAAGCAGGGCCAGGUGGAGGUGGACGACGAGGCACCGGUGCCCGAUUACUCGGACGCGCGGCUCGUUCCCCGGGACGCGGUCGAGGCGCUCAACGCGACGAUCCGGGCGGCGUGCGAGCGCAAGGUGGCGAGCAUGGAGAGCGGCAGGGAGGCGCGCCGCGCCAUCGCGCGCCUCCAGUGGGAGUGCCGGAAGCUGUCCCUGCGGGCGGACGAGCUGCGGGAGCUCGCGCGGGACGUCCGGACGGCGCGGGUGUCGCGCGAGCUGCUGGCGAACGCCGGCGGCGGCGGCGGCGAGGACCGCGCCUCGCGCCACGCGGCCGCCGCCGAGAAGAACCUCGCCGCCCGGCUGGAGGCGCGCGAGCGCGAGGAGCGGCGGCUCGAGCGGCGCACCGAGGCGCUGCUCGCCGAGGCGGCGCGGCGCCGGCGUGAGAACGCGUCGCUGGACGCGCGGCUGCCGGGGCUGCGUGCGUCCGUGUCGGAGCGGGGGCGCGCGAGCGAGGCGGCGGCGGCGACGGCGCCGGCGGCGGAGGAGGAGGAGGAGGCGGCGGCGCGGAGGCGUCACGAGCGAGUGGCGCGGGAGAGGCGCGCGGCGGAGGCGGCGCGGGAGCAGGCGCGGGAGAUCGCGGCGCUCCGGGUGGAGCUGGAGAGGAUGCGCAUGAGGUCCUUCCCCGCGCUCGUGCCCGCGGACCGCUGACCGCCCGAGUCGCCCAUCGAUGCUCGGGUCUAGGACGCAACGUAACGGUUCGGCUAAGAUUCUCGUUGUUUAUUGUGACCCCCCCCCGUCCCCUGCGGCCACCCGACGCAGCCAAACAAAUUAAAGCGUCGCGUGUUAUUCAAACGCCGGCUCACUCGCCGGUAAAUUGCCGAGCAAUUCUCACGGCCCAAGUGUGGCGGCGGUCCGACGUUUCACUCGAAACCACAUCGACGUCGUCAGGACAAGGUCCAGGAAGUCAGAAUAUAAAUCCUGCAAGUCAGAGUUAAUAUUGGCAGCGAACAAAAAAAAACAUACGUGUUGAAUUAACAUCAUCACCAUGUUCUUGGUUCUUUCGGUAAAGUCACGUGUAUAUUUGUAUUAUUUUAUUGCUUCCCUUCUACGUGACUUUACCGAAAGAACCAAGAAUAUGAAUCCCUGCAGUCACGAAAGCUUUAAAUCAAAAAUCAUCACCAUGGUCAUCAUCUUUUUGUUCUGCCUAGAUGAAGACUUUCUCGAUGUAUGACCUCGUGGUAUUAUCUAUUUUUGAAUGUACUCACACUCAUCAUCAUCAUCGUCAUCAUCCCCUGUUGCAUCCGGUUUAGAAUUAUCUUCACAUAUCAACACUCUGAUUCAUUCAUACCUUGAGUCAAUCUGAUUCAUCCAUCCGUCAUUCUGCGUGCAAUUCAACAGCUAAAAAUCAUGCAAAAAUCAGCAAGUUAUAGCCCCUUUUCAACAUUUAAAGAGGGCACGACCCGUCCUAUCAGGCUCGACAACCACCUCUUCACCGCCUUCUGAGAGUUGAAAUGCAAACGUACAUCGAGUCAAUACAUCGGAGAGUGCGCGACUCCCUUUUUGGACAAUGGCGAGAGAGAUGGUGGGGAUUGCAGAGGCCGUUCCACCAUCAAUUGCGGUGGACGGGCAACAGUUGCAGACACGGCAGUGGCAGCGAGGGACGGCGGUCAAAGGCGCUGCCAAAGAUUGCGUUCUAAAUAAAUGGCGAAUGUGACAAACAUCCCCUCUUUAAAAAAAAAUGUCCUUGAGACGAAUUCGAGGAGGCUUUUGCUCGGAAAAGAAUCAUUAACCAAACACGUCGGGGUCUCUCUGCUCACAUGAGCUUUGGGGUCCCGCUCACCUUCCACUGGCAGUGCUGGAAAUUCCACUUUCCCAUGGCUGAGGCAUUCCCUCUAUCCCACAGUCUGUAGAAUGACGACGAAUGACUUCAAAGUGAUGUUACUCAAUUUAUCCACCACAGGGAUGAUGGCGAUGAUGACAUCGGUUGACCCCUGACCGUAAUUUGAAAAAGCCGCGGUGACAUACAGCCGGACUUCUGUUGUUGUUGUUGCUGCCGCUGCUGUUGUUGUUGCUGCUGCUGUUGUUGUUGCUGCUGUUGUUGUUGCUCAGCGGGCGUCGCUAUCGAGUGUUCAUGCGGUGCAACUGCACCGGGUCCCACGGGGCUGGAGCGGCCCAGGGUGCCGGGCGCCCAAGAGGAACGGGACGUGGGGCCCCAUUUCAUUCCUUGCACCAGGGCCCUUGCCGACCACACUGCGGCGCUGUUGCAUUGUUGUUGCUGUUGCAUUGUAUUGUUGUUUUAUAAGGUCGCACUCAUUACGCACACAAAGUGCUUCCCACAAAUGAGCCACAAUACCUUGCUGAUCUUGUCA